AUGCCUGGAGAAAGAGAGUAUGAGAUUUGUCGAAAGGCGCUCGAGCUGCUCUCCGACUUGUGCUCCAGAGGGGAGGUGCAGGACGACAACUGCUUGGAUUUCACCUACUACUUCAGGGAUCUGGCUCGACCUCGCUACACGGACUCAGAUGUAUCAGUGAGCCUAUUGUCCCUGUUAGUGACCACCUGUGGUCUGGCUUUAUUCAGCGUCUCCCUAUUUGUAUCAUGGAAGCUGUGUUGGGUACCGCUGAGUGGCCGCUUCCUCCCAGAUGUCCUCAAGGGAGCACAUUUUCUGGGAGGGGACCAACAGCCUGUCCUAAUAGAGGUAGAUGGGGAUGACAGGGAUUAUAGUGAAGAUGGCUGUAUGAAAGAGCCUUCAGGCCUACCCAUGGCUGUGUCUGUCCCGGAGUCAGGUCUGAAGAUCAGUCACACAUCACCUGACAUCCCUCUGGAGACUCAGGCCAAAGUGGACCACAUCCAAACCCACACCUUGACCAGGGACAGAGUGCAAAGACAAAUCACUGAACCCACAUCAUCAGUACGUCACAACUCUAUCCGUCGUCAGAUGAAUUUGUCCAAUCCUGACUUCAAUCCUACUCAGUUCCAGCGCCAGGAUAGUUUAACUUGUUUGGGUCGGAUCAAACCUGAGCUUUACAAACAGCGCUCUGUGGACACAGAUGAUGGGCGUAGAACAGACAACUGUGGGCGUCUCCAUUUCAUCCUUAAAUUUGACUUUGAUCUGGAGCAACUCAUUGUUAAGAUUCAUAAGGCUCAAGAUCUUCCUGCCAAGGACUUCUCGGGGACCUCUGAUCCUUAUGUGAAGAUCUACCUGUUGCCUGACCGUAAAAACAAGCACCAGACAAAGGUGCAUCGGAAGACUCUCAACCCAAUAUUUGAUGAGGUGUUCCUCUUUCCAGUGGCGUACACCGAGUUGUCAAAUCGAAAGCUGCACUUUAGUGUCUACGACUUUGACAGGUUCACUCGCCAUGAUGUGAUUGGUCAAGUAGUGGUGGACAACUUCCUGGAUCUUGCAGACUUCCCACGGGAAACUAAAUUGUGCCGGGAUAUCCAAUAUGUCACUUCGGACAACGUAGAUCUGGGAGAGCUGAUGUUCUCAUUGUGCUAUCUCCCCACGGCUGGCAGGCUCACCAUUACCAUGAUCAAAGCCAGGAAUCUCAAAGCCAUGGACAUAACUGGUGCUUCAGAUCCAUAUGUAAAGGUGUCGCUGAUGUGUGAUGGUCGGAGGCUUAAGAAAAGGAAGACGUCCACCAAACGCAACACCCUGAACCCAGUUUACAAUGAAGCCAUCGUAUUUGAUGUCCCCCCAGAAAACAUCAAUCAAAUAAGCCUACUAAUAGCCGUCAUGGACUAUGAUCGAGUUGGGCAUAAUGAAAUUAUCGGAGUGUGCAGGGUGGGUACGGAGGCUGACACUCUGGGAAGAGACCACUGGAGUGAGAUGCUGACAUAUCCACGCAAGCCUGUCGCACACUGGCAUCCGCUAAUUGAGUGGGUUGGACAAAGAGCAGCAGGGAGUGGAAGUCAAGGAGGAUCCACCAAUUCUCUGAAGGCACCGCCAUCACCAUGA
Nerophis lumbriciformis (worm pipefish) is the source of this 1584-nucleotide messenger RNA. The record is from RefSeq and is a predicted model, not a curated record. NCBI's taxonomy places the organism in Eukaryota, Metazoa, Chordata, Actinopteri, Syngnathiformes, Syngnathidae.